AUUCUUUAAUUUCAUUUCUUCCAUAAUUGUUUUUCUUUUUCUGCAUGAUAUACUAAUUCCUGUUGCUGAAUGUCUUGUGCAUCAUUUGAGCUCAGUAUGGGGACCCUGUGUUUGGUCCUCCUCCUCCUCCUGGGGUGGGGGUUGAGGUGUAUGUAUCACUGUUGCAGACGUCGCCUCACCGCCAGGAGGAUGAGGGACAACACCCAUCCCAAAGAGGAAAUUGAGAUGGGGGUGAGGCCGAGGAGUAUGCCUCCACCUCCACCACCGUCAGCACCACCUCGCCAAGCACUUGCAACAGUGCAAACAGAGAGGACACCCCAGCCUACUGUUCGUUCAGGGCCCCCACCACCACCACCAGCCCGGGGUGGUGGGAGAUACCACCUCCGUCCUGCUAAGAGACCAAGAACUGAUUGAAUGCAAUUACGGAAGUUGAUCUAGCCUUGGAUCAUUACUGAGCGAAACCGAUGGUGAAAGUCGGCGCAAAUCUAGACUUGGGUCAUUAUUUGUGAUUUCAGAAGACACUAAAAUCACAUAAUUUCAGUUUCAUUUGUUUUUUUUCAAAGAUCAUUUAUUAAAAGUGUUAAAACAUUGUUUUAUUUUUUUCAUUAUUUAGUCUAAAAACUUUUAGCCACAAAUUGUACUUGUCAGACAUGUACUAAACAUCUGUUUACAGGUGUAAAGUUUAAAGUAUAUAUUUCGGGUCAAAUUCUUAAAGAGCGCAUGAUAAAAUGAUAUCUAUUUUGCAUCAGAGUGUAAUCAGAUUUUUUGUAAAAAUGAA
This is a messenger RNA of Magallana angulata, 778 nucleotides long. Its product is annotated as protein cappuccino-like. The record is from RefSeq and is a predicted model, not a curated record. NCBI's taxonomy places the organism in Eukaryota, Metazoa, Mollusca, Bivalvia, Ostreida, Ostreidae. The coding region runs from base 70 to 414 and encodes 114 amino acids. The transcript is spliced from 4 exons.